This is a messenger RNA of Rotaria sordida, 669 nucleotides long. The record is from the annotation of a GenBank genome assembly. NCBI's taxonomy places the organism in Eukaryota, Metazoa, Rotifera, Eurotatoria, Philodinida, Philodinidae.
AUGCAAUGUAUUAAGAAAGCUGCUGAUGGAAUUUUAUUUAAUCUUGGUUUUGAGAUACCUUCGAUUGCAAUACCUAUUGUACAUUCAAUAGCAAUGCAACAAAAACCUAUGUUUAUGUUGAGUUAUUCUCAUAUUAAUAAUGAUUUUUGUGAUAAAAUACUUGAAUUACUUGAUCAAAAAAUUGAUUUAUUCAAUGUAUGGAUUGAUAAACGAUAUUGUAAGAAUAGUACAGAUAUUUGGGAAUCUAUUGCUAAAGGUAUUAAAAAUUCUGAUUUGAUCAUAUGUAUUAGAUUAUCAGAAUAUUUAACAAGUAAAGCAUGUCUUCAAGAAAUAAUCUAUGCAAAAGAUCGACUUAAUAAACGUUUUUUACCUAUCUAUCUUGGAAAACCCGAUAUAAGUGAUUGGUCAGAUAUUCGUCUUGCCGAAUUCAAAUAUGUUCGUUUUCAAAAUACACAUUUGAAAUUGGAUGAACGGAAAGUAGAAGAAUUUUUAUCAAGAGUAGUAGAAUCUAUAUCAUCAGAACAUUCAACACAAAACAAUAUAACUAUUAAACAUCAUUAUACGCCAUCAAUUUUUCAUGAAAUAUCUAAGACAGAAGUAAUAAGAUCUCAAACAAUCUCACAACCUAUUGAAACAGUUAACAAUAAAAAUAAACCUGUAUUGCAAUAG